Messenger RNA from Octopus sinensis (East Asian common octopus), 333 nucleotides. RefSeq names its product protein C-ets-2-like. The transcript has a single exon. NCBI's taxonomy places the organism in Eukaryota, Metazoa, Mollusca, Cephalopoda, Octopoda, Octopodidae. The record is from RefSeq and is a predicted model, not a curated record. The coding region runs from base 1 to 333 and encodes 110 amino acids. Gene Ontology annotation, molecular function: DNA-binding transcription factor activity, RNA polymerase II-specific; sequence-specific DNA binding. Gene Ontology annotation, biological process: cell differentiation; regulation of transcription by RNA polymerase II. Gene Ontology annotation, cellular component: nucleus.
AUGUCGAAUUCGUUUCGCAUCACCAAUCCACCAGAACUUGCAAGAAUGUGGGGGGAAUUGAAAAACAACCCUAAGAUGACGGUUGACAAGUUCAACCGCGUCUUAAGGUUGUACUACAACAACCCCAGGAUCUUAAAAAGGGAAAAAGGACCAAAAAAUACCUAUACUUUUUAUCAUGAUGUCCCAUAUCAAUCUACUGAAGAAUAUACUUACUCGAAUGCAUAUGAGCCCCCACUGACAGAAAUUCAAAACCACUUUGGGGAGUGGAGUUAUGAGGAACACCUCUUUCCGCAAUAUUAUGAUGAUCUUUCAACUUAUAACUUCUUUUAUUAA